CGCCCCGGUUCCGUGCUCUGUACUUCCUGUUGCUGAGAGGCCAGGGUUACUGAUUAUAUGAUACCAAUAAUCCUGGGCCUGGUAGCCAAUGUCUCCAGCUUUUCCUGAGGUCAUGAUGAGAGGUUGAACCCGGCACUCUGCCCUCCGUAUCCUGCCUGUCAACUUUCGUUUGUACACCAUGUCCGGGUACAACUCCCAAAAUGGGGGAUCUGGGCCGCCCUACAGCAACGGUCCAGUUCAGAAUCCAUUGAUUUACGCAUCACAGCCCCCUGCAGGGCAAGGAUACAAUUCUUUAGUCCCUGGCUCUUAUCCUCCGCAAAUGCCAGCUAAAGCUCCUGCACAUACAGGCCCCGGACUGUAUAACUAUGGUGGUCCACAGAGUGCUUCACAAAUGGGACAUUUUCAGGGAUUGGGCCAGGCUCUUAGACCACCCAUGGGACCUACAAUGGUAGCAAAUCCUCCGUAUACAGGUUCUGUUUCCAGGAUGCCACCACCUCCUCAGAACUCAACUGCUGUUUCAACUACUGUUGGUGGCAACUUAUCUGGGGGCAAUCAUCCUCCUCAGACAAACUGGCAAUAUUUACCAACCCCCUUAAGUCACACACAUCCUCAGGCAAAUAAUGUGGCCUCUACAGCAGGGACAUUACCUGGACAACCAUCAUCACUAGCAAAUUCCAAGCCACCAAGUACUCAGCAAUAUGUGGCUUCUUUUGGAGGUCCUCCAUUACAAAACAGUUACGCGAGUUCAGGUCCUGCUCCCCCACCCAUCAAUCAGUCUCAGCCAGGUCGGCCACCAGUGGGACCUCCUCCCACCUCAUCACCGUCUUUAAUUAGACCAUCUGCACCACCGCCUGGUCCAGCUAGAACUGGGCCCCAACCUCCAGUGAUUCAUGCCUCUCCUAACCAAGAAGGUAUCUCUGCACCUCCAGUGAGUGACGGCACAUCAGUCCAGAACAGCUACGAUACAAUCGAAGGUGGCGGAUACAUGGGUAUGGUUCAUCCAGCUCAGCCGGCUCCCCCCUCCCAGAAUCCUAAAAUGACAAGAGGUGUUGGUAACGCUUACCCCACAUUACCACCUGGCUAUCAGAAUGCAUUUCCACCAGGCGGCCCAGGGAUGGGGCCACAGCAAUAUCCUGGAAGGCCCCAACCAUUGCCUCAGCCUUCUACGGGGCCAAAUCAUUUAGCAUCAUCCCUUGGUGGCUUGAGCCUACAGCAGGCACAACAGUUAGAUGAGCUGAGGCCUGUUAACCUUCUGCAGGAGAGAAAUAUAUUGCCACCAACCCCAGUACAAGCUCCAACUCCCUGUCUGCAGGAUGAUCUCCAGAAGCUCAACUGUAGUCCAGAGUUGUUCCGUUGCACUUUAACGAACAUCCCUCAAACACAAGCUCUGUUGAACAAAGCCAAGCUUCCCUUGGGUCUUCUGCUUCAUCCAUUUAAAGAUCUGUCGCAAUUACCUGUGGUCACUUCAAGUACUAUAGUGCGAUGCCGCUCAUGUCGAACCUAUAUUAAUCCAUUUGUCAGCUUCUUAGACCAAAGGAGAUGGAAGUGCAACUUAUGUUACAGAGUAAAUGAUGUACCUGAAGAGUUUAUGUACAAUCCUGUAACACGGGUGUAUGGAGAACCCCACAAAAGGCCAGAGGUUCAGAAUGCAACAAUUGAGUUUAUGGCUCCUUCAGAAUAUAUGUUGAGACCCCCUCAACCUCCUGUGUACCUUUUCAUGUUUGAUGUAUCCCACAAUGCCAUAGAGACUGGGUACUUAAACACGGCUUGUCAGACUUUGCUCGACAAUCUAGACUGGCUUCCUGGUAAUGUAAGGACAAAAAUUGGAUUCAUUACAUUUGACAGCACGAUCCACUUUUACAGCCUACAAGAAGGGCUGUCCCAACCCCAGAUGUUAGUAGUGUCAGACAUUGAUGAUGUAUUUAUACCAAUGCCUGAAAAUCUGUUGGUGAACUUAAAUGAGUGCAAAGAGCUAGUCCAGGAUUUGUUGAAGAAUCUGCCCCAGAUGUUCACAAAGUCCUCAGAAACCCAAAGCGCCUUGGGACCCGCUCUGCAGGCUGCUUAUAAACUAACAUCACCCACUGGUGGACGUAUUUCAGUCUUCCAAUCCCAACUCCCAUCUUUAGGAGCCGGAGCACUAAAACCAAGGGAGGAGCCUAACCAAAAAUCCACUGCAAAGGAAAUCCAUAAUCUGACACCAGCAACAGACUUCUACAAGAAGUUGGCUUUGGAUUGUUCCGGUCAACAAAUAGCAGUUGAUCUGUUCCUUUUGAGUGGCAGAUACUCAGAUUUGGCUUCAUUGGGUUGCAUAUCUAGAUAUUCCGCUGGCAGUGUUUUCUAUUUUCGUGCCUACCACCACCAGCACAAUCCUGUUAUGGUGGAGAAACUGCAGAAGGACCUGAAGAGAUACUUGACUAGAAAGAUUGGCUUUGAGGCUGUCAUGAGGAUAAGAUGCACUAAAGGACUUUCUAUUCACACUUUCCACGGGAACUUCUUUGUCCGUUCAACAGAUCUGCUAUCUCUUCCAAAUGUCAACCCUGAUGCAGGAUACGCAGUACAGAUGUCUGUGGAGGAAAGUCUUACAGACACAUCUGUAGUCUCCUUCCAGUCAGCUCUACUAUAUACCUCCAGCAAAGGAGAACGGAGGAUCCGUGUGCAUACCAUGUGUCUGCCCGUUGUUUCUGCAUUAUCAGAUGUCUAUGCUGGGGCUGAUGUACAAGCAGUAACAGGACUUCUGGCGAAUAUGGCUGUUGACCGCUCAAUUACAUCAAGCUUGAGUGAUGCCAGAGAUGCUUUAGUGAAUGCAGCAAUUGAUUCUCUGUCUUCUUACCGCACUUCUGUGCUCACCGUACAACAGCCUGGUCUCCUGACUCCACACUCGUUGCGUCUUUUCCCUAUGUUUAUUCUGGCUCUCUUGAAGCAGAAAGCCUUCCAGACUGGGACAAAUGCUAGUCUGGAUGAGAGGACCUUUGCAAUGUGCCAGAUUAAGAAUCAACCAUUGGUGCAGCUUAUGCUGAUGACCCAUCCUAAUCUCUACAGAGUCGACAAUCUUACGGAUGAGGGUGCCCUAAACAUUAAUGACAAAACAAUACCCCAGCCGGCUAUACUUCAGCUGUCUGUGGAGAAGCUGAGCAGAGAUGGAGCUUUUUUGCUGGAUGCUGGCUCUAUAUUGUUGCUGUGGGUGGGACGCAACUGUGGACAGAAUUUCUACACCCAGGUUCUUGGUGUUGCUAAUUACCCUUCAAUGCCGCAGGAGAUGAAUCAGCUGCCUGAGCUUGAUACAGCUGAAUCGGCUAGAACUAUAGCUUUUAUUUCUUGGCUUCGAGAACAGAGACCUUUCUUCCCGACAUUACAUAUAAUCCGGGAUGAAAGUCCAAUGAAGACUACUUUCCUCCAGAACAUGAUAGAGGACCGGACAGAAUCAGCCUUAUCAUAUUAUGAGUUCCUUCUCCACCUCCAACAGCAAGUGAACAAAUAAAGCAUUGCACAGAGCAGACGGCGAGAAGAUUCCUCGAGCAGUAUCUCAUUGCUAAGCUGGUUAAUCUCCUCAUCUGCAUUGUGUAGUUUGUGGGCCUCAUAAGCUGUGCAUACACUGUGAUUUCAUUGAACGUAAUCUAAUUGGACACUUGGGGACUGAAUUGUGCAAGCACACUUGUCAUUUUAAAUGGGAUUUAACUAAGGAACCAUCCAGGCACCUCUUUCUGCAGUUUAGUGAAAUACUAACAAGUGAAUUGUUAGCCUUCACUGCCAGCUGGGUUUAUAAUGUACUGUUCUGAAAUCCUCAUUUUUCACCAAAAGGUCCUCGCAACAUUCAGGAGGAGAAAGACAUUUACUACAACAAAGCCAGAGAUUGUGUUUUGUUUUUUUUUGGUUGUUUUUUCAGAAUUUUAUUUUCCACGUUAGUUGGUUUGCUUUUCAUUUACUAAAAUAAUUUGGCUACUAGUUUUUAAUGUCAUCAAUACUAGACUAUGUUCAAGCUUCUAAAAUAAUUCUAUUCAAUGUCGCCCAAAAUCAUUGUUAAAAAAUCAGGGAAAGAUUUAUUAUUAUUUUAAUCUAACUGCAUAAAUGUGCUCCAUGCUAAGGACCAAAGUGAUACAAUGGCAUGCCGAUAUCAAGAAUUCACUAUCGAUGCAUCAGAGUGUUGCAUGUCAUGGUAGUAUCAUGCACCCGGUGCUCCGAUCAAGGAUAAUUUGAAUACAUCAUGACUAUGAAGGGUCUACAGGAACUCUAGUGUCUUAAAAUGAAGCAUUUUGCAUGCAAUCUUUUAAUAUUAUUUGCAGCAGUGGAUGGCUACUUUAAUUCUCAUUUUUAUGUUUUUAAGCACCAGGUCUCCAGUUGCUGACUUACUCAGUUUAAAAAAGUUCAAUUUACUGAAGUCCUUAAUGGCUUACACUAGUAACUUUAAUGUAAUGAAAUAUUCUUUUUUUUUUUUCAAAUGCCAACUAUCCACAGCAAUGAAAAUGAUUGUCGGAUACCUUUCUAAAGAAACCAUUUAUUUUCUUUAAAAUAAUCACUUUGGUUCUAGAUGAGAUGCACUUUUUAUUUGUGUGCUGUAUUGAUCAGCUUAGUAAAAAAUCGAUGGAUUAGAUUCCCUUAAAAAUGCAGUGUUUCUGCCGUCCCAGUGCAUGUUAAACAGCUGGCACAACCCUCUUUAUGACUCUAAUUUAUUGUGAAGUGGACAGAAAAUGUAUGUAAUAACCUAAUAGAUUUUUUUUUUUUUUUUAAUAAAAGGCACCUUUUAUUCUGGGAUUUCAUGUUAAUAAAGUUUUUAAAGAGUAA
Molecule: messenger RNA, 4779 nt
Organism: Bombina bombina (fire-bellied toad)
Lineage: Eukaryota; Metazoa; Chordata; Amphibia; Anura; Bombinatoridae
Gene: SEC24A
Product: SEC24 homolog A, COPII coat complex component
Biological process (GO): endoplasmic reticulum to Golgi vesicle-mediated transport; COPII-coated vesicle cargo loading; intracellular protein transport
Cellular component (GO): COPII vesicle coat; endoplasmic reticulum exit site
Molecular function (GO): zinc ion binding; SNARE binding
Source: RefSeq, a predicted model, not a curated record